Staurois parvus is the source of this 439-nucleotide messenger RNA. NCBI's taxonomy places the organism in Eukaryota, Metazoa, Chordata, Amphibia, Anura, Ranidae. The record is from the annotation of a GenBank genome assembly.
AGUGGGAAGAAUGCUCCUUACAUUGGUGGUCAGUGGGAAGAAUGUCCCUUAAAUUGGUGGUCAGUUUGAAGAAUGCUCCUUACAUUGGUGGUCAGUGGGAAGAAUGUUCCUUACAUUGGAGGUCAGUUUGAAGAAUGUUCCUUACAUUGGAGGUCAGUUUGAAGAAUGCUCCUUACAUGGGUGGCCAGUUGGAUACACAAUCUAGCUGCCUUGACAAGAUGCAAAGCUAUUGAUCAGAAGUAUGCAGACUUAGGGAGGGAUGUAUGGUGUAGUAGAAAUUGGGUCAGAGAGAAAUCCAAGUUGUAUGUUGUACUCUUGGAAAUGAGACUGAGGAUAUCUGUCCAGUAUUGCUGUAAGGAGGGGGGACGGCCAUCAUAUGUGUAAAAGAGAGCUAGAUUCAGAUUUGCAUCUCCAACACUUGGGGGACAACUGGGGAGAA